Molecule: messenger RNA, 745 nt
Organism: Owenia fusiformis
Lineage: Eukaryota; Metazoa; Annelida; Polychaeta; Sabellida; Oweniidae
Source: the annotation of a GenBank genome assembly
AAAUAGACGUGUUGGGAAAUUAAAAUCUCUCUCAAUCUGCAAGUCAACUAUAACACCAAGACAAGAGAGAACAAAACCAUGAUGUACAUUUUGCUGAAUUUGGCUGUCAGCAUGAUGAUGUUCUCUUACAUCAAUGCACAAUGCUAUGAAGACGAGUGUAUCGGUGAAUUGUUGGUUUCUGGACCGAAGUACAGGGUUCCAGACUCCGCUUUCAAUGCAUCAAGUGUAUGGGACGAUCUGUACCUGCCAUUUAGAGCAAGACUUGGCACAAAGGAUGAUAGUCCUUAUGGUCAAGGAGGGAGCUGGGUAGCUAAUAGUGAACAAGAAAAUACUGAACAGUGGAUUCAGGUAGACCUUGGCACAGUGAAGAGAGUCAGCGGUGUUAUAACACAAGGGAGACAUGUUCUUCAUUCAAACGACGAGCAGUGGGUGAUGACAGAAUACAGAAUACUCUAUAAAAGGAAACGACAGGAAACAUUCAGAACUGUACGAAAGAACAGAAGCGAGAAGUUUCAAGGAAACUAUGAUGCAGUCACCCCCGUGCUCAACAUGUUUAAAAGUGUAAGAGCCAGAUUUAUACGUAUCAACCCAACAGCUUGGAAAGGCCAUAUCUCAUUGAGAUUUGAUGUCAUUGGUUGUAAAUAUUAUAGGCCUCAACCAUGAUAUGCUAAAAAAGAUGAAAUGUUGUUGUCUUGUACUCCGCCACAAAAAAAUGAAUAAAAUGUACUGUACUGACUUCCCUAAA